Vespa crabro (European hornet) is the source of this 2528-nucleotide messenger RNA. Its product is annotated as armadillo repeat-containing protein 6 homolog. The coding region runs from base 781 to 2184 and encodes 467 amino acids. Gene Ontology annotation, biological process: hematopoietic progenitor cell differentiation. NCBI's taxonomy places the organism in Eukaryota, Metazoa, Arthropoda, Insecta, Hymenoptera, Vespidae. Gene Ontology annotation, molecular function: protein binding. The record is from RefSeq and is a predicted model, not a curated record. The transcript has 5 exons.
GAAACUUACGGUUUAUACUUAAUGCUUUAUUAAUGCUAAGGGAAUUUAUUUAAUUUAAUACAUUAUUCAAACAAAAUUAUUAUUUGCUAAAAAAUGUAUGAUAGUUUAGUAAAAGCAUUUCUUUUUUAUCUGAUUUUUCUUUUUCAGUCCACUCUGAUUCAUUUCGUCCAAUUGUUAACAUAAAGAAUUGUAUUUUAUUACUAAAUUAUCGCAUUUUAAAUAACAAAAGAGACAAAAUUAAAAAAAUCGUAUUCUAUCUUUUUCCAACAAAAUGUAAUCGAUCGAUGCAUUUCCACAGUAAUUGUACCAUCUAGUACCUAAACUUGUGUAACCAUAGAAACAAUUGCAUAUUGGAAUAAUUAUUCGUUGUAAAAAAUAAUAAAAAAAAAAAAAAAUAAAUAAAAAUAAAAAAAAAUAAAAAAGAAAAAGUAAAAGAAAAAUAUCAUAUGUUUAAGUUUUAAAAAUUUAUAGUUUAAAAAAAUAUCAAUUAUUAUUAUUUAUCCCUAGUUCCUUGAGAUUAUGUUUAAGAUGCAGAGUUAGACAAAGAAAGAAUACGGUGAUCUAAUGUUUGCCUUUUUGUCUCCUAGAGUACUACAAUUAUUUGACAUUGGACACAUGUAGUCCGUUCUAUGUAUCGAUGGAAUAUUCUUUGGAAUUGACAGCUAUCUUCUCUUUGUUAUUAUAUGUACCAAGCUAAUAGAAGUAAGAUUUGUUCUUCUGAGAUCUGUAUCAUAUCCUUAUAUAGAAAUUUAGGACACGAAGACAUCAAAAUCAAUUGUCAUGGCUCGUAUAAUAAAUCAAGAGACUUAUGAUGAAGCUGUUAAUGAAAAUAUCGAAAUAUUUUCUAUGUCACCUGAGGAAGCUAUCGAAGAAACCAUAAAGCAAUUUAAUUCACAGGGAGUAGAUCUAAGCAAUAUCAUUAAAGAUUUAAUUAUAACGCAAGAUCAUGAAUUAAUAUUGACUUACCUAGAUCAGCUUAGAUCUGCUCUGGCCAAAAAACAUUAUGAAAAAAUUCCUCAUGUGUUGGAUAAACUUUCUGACAAAUUAGAUAAGGACAUUGCACGUAGAGUAUAUGCUGGAAAACGUGGUUGUUAUGGUAUUUUACUUAGCAUUAUGAAAGAUUGCAAAUAUGAUACUUUGAUACUUAAAUCUGCAUUAGAAACCAUUACCUCAUUAAUGACUGGUAAUCCAGAUUUAUUGGAUGACAAAGGUGUUUCUAUUCAAAUGGAAAUCUUGGAUAAACAGGAGGACAAACUGGUACUACAAUGUUUAUUACAUUGGAUAAGAGCAUGUUGUAUAAAACACGAAGCAAAUAGACAAAACAUAUUUAAUGCUGAUAUUUUUAAUAGACUUAAAAAGAUAUUAACUCGUGAUGAUGCGACAGCAUCGGAAGUACGAGAUGCAUGCUCUGUAAUUAGAGCACUUGUAUUAGACGAUGAUAUAAGACAUGAAUAUGGAAAAGCACAUGAACAUGCGACAGUUAUAGCAAGGGGUGCAUUGGAUGUACUUACUGGUUUAUUAUCCAAAUUUAAAAAUGAAAAAGCUGUAAUGGGUGACUUGAUGAUCACACUGGCUUCUUUAAUCGUUAGAAAUGAAUUUUGUCAGGACGUAACAGACGCGGGUGGCUUAAAAUUUGUUCUGGACAUUAUCAUUAAUUAUCCUGAUUCAGAGAAAUUAAAUUGGCAAGCUUUGAAAUUAUUAAAAGCUCUUGCUGGCAAUGACAAUGUAAAAUCGCACAUAGUGACUGCAGGAGGUGCACCUUUGAUCGUCUCUGUGAUCAGUAGAUUCAAGAAAUUUGAAGGCAUUGUUGUCGCUGGACUUGCAUGCAUCUCUGCGUUAACAUUAAGAAGUUCAUCGAAUGCAGGAGUGUUUUAUGAUUGUGGAGCACCAAGAAUAAUCAUUGAUUGUAUGAAUUCCUAUCUUAAAAAUUUUAACGUUAUAAAGCAAGCAGCUUGGGCAAUAAGAAAUAUGUCAGUGAGGAACAAGUUGGAAUGCAAAGAAUUUAUUGCUUAUGGCGUUGAAGAAAUAUUAAAUAGUGCCCUAAAGAUACAUGGGACUAAAGGAGAAAACGAUAUAAAGGCUGCUUUAAGAGACUUAGGAUUGAAGGUUGAAUUAAAAGAAAGAUGGACUGGCAAGGGUGCCAAAUUGAAUAGCGAAACAGAUAAACGAACUUCAUGCGAAUGAUAAUAUCUUCGAAGAAAUUUUCAAAAGGUUGCAAUUAUAAAUAACAAUUGAGAUUAUUACAUUUGUUUAAACUUACAUCUACUAACAAUAAUAUUUAACAUGACUGACUUAUAAAUUUGAACAUUUUGCAUUUAUGUAAUUUUUAUGUCAAUUUUAUCUUUUUGUUAUAUUCUAUUUUGUUUAACACAUCUUUUUAACACUUGAACGCUACUUGUAUAUUAUAUUAAUAUAUAAUACAUUUUUAUAUUUAUUACAUGAAGUUGUUGUUACGUAAAAACCUUUGGAAAUCUUUAAAAAAAAAAAAAAAAAAAAAAAAAGAUGAAUAGUGUGUUAAAAAGUAUGUU